GCUCCAUUUCCAAAAAGCCACCAAAUCGACCGAUCCAAACAGAGAGACAAAGUCGAGUGAGAAAGAGAGGAGAGUUGCGUUGGGUGUACUUAGAGCUCGAUCAAUCGAGGGGUCUCUAGCUACUUCCAUGGAAUCCAUCAGCGGAGGACGUGUGAGUAGUAGCACUAUCAACAAUACACCUUCCACCGCAGAUCAAAAGGUGGCUGUUGUUGACCCCAUAUCUCCUGAUUUCCGAAAAGCCAUCUCGUCGGUUCUUUCGCGGUGGAAUGGCCUCGAAAUGGCUGUCCAGAACCAGUGGGGUGGCCGAGACUCCACCCACAAAGCUCAGCAGCUCUCUGCCGAUAUUCUCUCUUGGUUCUCUCAAUCCAAAGCAGCACCACGUUACGUGGAAGAUCUCGAAAAUUUGCUCCAUGAACGUAUGAUUCUCUCCUUCAACACAGACAUUGAAGAUGGGAGCAUUGAGGAGGUGGCUGAGCAAUUGAUGAUUGUACAUGAGGAAUACUUGCAUGGAAACCAUUAAUUAGAUCGAUAUCAUCACCUACUCCAGCGAUUUUCUUAGGACCACACAGGUACAUUGGAGUAGAUGAUGAUGAAAUAAGUGUUAGGUCCAUAAAAUGAUGGAGAAAAAUGGAAAUGCACUAAAAAGGUCAACUUUACACAUUUUCCUACUCCGGCUAGGAGAAACCAAGCCAAGCAAGGAAGAAGGAGCGACCACCUGACCAAAUGAACUUCAAAUGAGCUGAAACCUUCCAGAUCCAUUCUAGACAUCCUAAGAAACAUUUCUUAUGAAGAGUGCAAGAGCCAAAAAGAAGUGGAAGGCCUUCAAACAGUCAGCCCAAUGUUCUGCAGAAGCAAAACUGGAAAACUGGACCUGUAAGGAGUCCAGCAGAAAUUCCGGCCCAAACACAUGGAGAUAAAUUCUGAAAAUUUUACAGAAUGAUCUACACUCAUGAUGGAUCAUUUCAUAUGAAGAAGUCACGGCCAAAAUCUGAAGUCUUGGUGGAGAAUUAAUUGAAGGAAAAAUGAGUAGAAAGUGACUCAAACCUAACAAAUUCCAUUAGUGUUUAAAUAUUCAAACCUAAUAAAUUCCAUUAAUGUUUAAAUGCUCAAACCUAACAUAUCAUCAUUUGUUUAAAUCCAAAUAGUUUUGCUUGGUAGCCUAUAAAUAGAGGCUACAACAAAGAAGAAAGACAUUCCUUCAUCCAUUCCAUUUUCUUUGUCUCUCCAUUUCCUUUCCAUUUUCCUUUCCAUCCUCUAGUUUCAAGUUUAGUCAUCUCCACGAGUUCAAGCAAGGCCAAAGAAGAAGAAGAGAAGCCGUGAGCACUUCCAUCCAUAGCCAUCCUUGAAGCUUGCUUUCGAGUUUCAAGAAUCCACAACGUGAAUCAUCCAUCUCAUCUUC
Messenger RNA from Rosa rugosa (rugosa rose), 1399 nucleotides. RefSeq lists its product as uncharacterized. Bases 128 to 520 code for a protein of 130 amino acids. The transcript has 4 exons. Gene Ontology annotation, cellular component: nucleus. Gene Ontology annotation, biological process: maturation of SSU-rRNA from tricistronic rRNA transcript (SSU-rRNA, 5.8S rRNA, LSU-rRNA). The record is from RefSeq and is a predicted model, not a curated record. NCBI's taxonomy places the organism in Eukaryota, Viridiplantae, Streptophyta, Magnoliopsida, Rosales, Rosaceae.